CUGUGUGCUUAUGGAUAUGUCCCCCAGCGCCUUCUGCAGGCUUAAGUCUGGCAGGGGGCUAUGGAGGCAUCAGAUUGGGCGUUUACCACAUGUUUGCUGUGUGCCAGGCCUGUACUGGACGCCCAUUGUGGAUCGCCUUGGGUAACCUCGCAGCAACGCUCUGAGACCCAGUUCCCAGGCUCCAGCCAUCUCGUGUCUCACUGGAGCGCUGCUGCCUGAUGGCCGUCCCCAAGAGCCCCCUGAGCCUGGUGCCCUGGGAACAGGAUGGCUUCCUACGAGUGAAGGUGGAGGAUGAGGAGGCCAGCCUCUCCCAGGGCCAGGAACCUAGCCUUGGCCACACUGCCCACCCCGAGGCUGCACGCCUGCGCUUCCGGCGCUUCUGCUAUGAGGAGGCAUCCAACCCACAUGAGGCCCUGGCCCAGCUCCGCAAACUGUGCCGCCAGUGGCUGCAGCCUGAGGAGCACUCAAAGGAGCAGAUGCUGGAGCUGCUGGUGCUGGAGCAGUUCCUGGGCGCCCUGCCCCCCAAGAUUCAGUCCUGGGUGGGGGCCCAGUGCCCCAAGAGCGGCGAGGAGGCUGCUGUGCUGGUGGAGGAUCUGACUCAGACACUGGACAAGAGAGGAUGGGAGCCGGGAGCUGAGCUCUCCGAGGCCAGCUGUAAGCAGAGCGAUUCCGAAGAGUCAGAGCCAUCAGACGAGGCCACUGAAGCCCUCGCGGGCGGUGACUCCCCGGGACCCGCCUUUGGUGAUGCCUGUGAAGCCGAGGGCAACUCAGAGAGGCGGGCGGGACUCUCAGGGGAGGUCUGGACAAAGUCUGUUGCCCAUGAGAUGGAUUUCAGGGACACUUCAGGGCCUCACAAGGACACCUCCACAGAGCAGCCCGGUUGUGAAUCUGGUACCUUGGGGAAUAGUCCCGGCGUGUGGCCAGACUUCACCUUGCAAGAGAAGACUCUUUCAGAAGAGAAAUUCGAUCCAUUGGAUGGCUGUGGGACAGAGCCUCCGUGCAAGGACUCAGGGAGGAAGUCCUCCAAGUGUGGCGGAUGUGGGAAACUGUUCCGGAGCCCCUCGGCCCUUGAGGCACACCGGAAGAGCCAUUUUCGGAAGACGCCCUACACCUGCAGUGAGUGUGGGAAAGCCUUCAGCCGGAGCACCCACCUGGCCCAGCACCAGGUCAUCCACACGGGGGCAAAGCCCCAUGAGUGUAAGGAGUGUGGGAGGGCCUUCAGCCGGGUCACCCACCUGACCCAGCACCAGAGGAUCCACACCGGGGAGAAGCCCUACAAGUGCGGGGAAUGUGGCAAAACCUUCAGCCGCAGCACCCACCUCACCCAGCACCAGCGGGUGCACACGGGGGAGCGGCCCUAUGAGUGUGACGAGUGCGGCAAGGCCUUCAGCCAGAGCACCCACCUGACCCAGCACCAGCGCAUCCACACCGGGGAGAAGCCCUACAAGUGCGCCGCCUGUGGGCGAGCCUUCAGCGACUGCUCUGCCCUAAUCCGCCAUCAGAGAAUCCACUCCGGAGAGAAGCCCUAUCAGUGUAAGGCCUGUCCGAAGGCCUUUGCACAGAGUUCCUCCCUCAUUGAGCACCAGAGGACCCACACGGGCGAGAAGCCCUACAAGUGCCGCGACUGUGGGAAGGCCUUCAGCCGCAGCUCCGCCCUCAUGGUCCACCUGAGGAUCCACAUCACGGUGCUGCAGUGACCAGAGAGAGCCCUUGGGACAUGGCACAGCCUCCCAUCAAGGCUCAACCUGAGAGGAGCCCUGAGUUCCGGAAGAGCCCAGAGUAAUGGGGUGGGUGAUCGAUGAGUCCCCCCAAAUGAUAAGGUGCUUGAGGGCAGACUCUGGGUCUGUCUGGGAACAACUCUGCCUUUAGGGACCCGGAUGGAGGCCUCAGAGCUGGGGCGAUCAGGGUGAAGUUUCUCUCAGGACUCGGUGGUCCCAAGAUGCUCUGGGCAGAGGUGCUCCAACUUCACAUCCCCACGUGGCUGCUCUUCUUGCCAGUUCCUUUCCUGCUCAGCCCGGGAGGGCCGCCUGCCCACGCCUGCCUCUGUGCCUUCACACCUGCCUUUCACCCCACCUGUUCAUGUCUAACUCCAAGGCCGACUUGUGAGGCUGCCUCUUCCAUGAGGCCUUCUCCGGACCCGCGGUCUCUCACAUUUUCCCUGUCUCAGUCGAGGGCGUGGCUUGACACUUGCAGGGCACCUGUUUCUCCCUCCCGCCUCCUUCCACAUCCCACAGGUCAUCAGCCCUGUUGGUUUUACCUAAAACUCACCUCUAGUCCAUCUUCUCCACCAUCGUCACCUCAUGUGAGCCCUCGUCGCCUUUCAUCUGGAUUCCCACCGGGGUCUCCUCCUGACCCCUUUCUACCUUCAUUCUCCACCCCUACCCUCCGUUGUUUCAUUCUCCACACCGGCCUCCAGGGGGCUCUUUUGACAACCCAAAUCUGAUGGUGUCACUCUGUGCUGGAAAGCUCUCCAAUGCGUCACCUUCCACAGCAGAGCUUCCUGAGUGGGUUACACGUCUGCCAAGAUCUAAGAUGCUUUGGGCCCCAAGCAGCCUCUCCAGUGAUCCUCGUAUGUGCAUAUGAAUAUUGUCAUUUUUCUGGGUGUGCAAUGAUGUGAACAUGGUCUCAAAGUACUGCCCUAUGGGAUAUUCACCUGCCGUUCAUGCUCGCUCGUGACCCAGCACCUGGCCUCAUCUCCCUCCGUGGUCCCACCUUCCCUUCACCAGCCACGUGGAACUACAUCUGAUUCCUGAAGAAGCCAUACUGUUUCCCGCCUACGUGCCUUCGUACCUGUGCCUGGAACCCGCCUCUCUGCUUUCCUCCAAGAUGUUUCAAAUCUCCUUCCCAACAAAGCAUGCUCACCUCCUCGAGCCGACGUCAGCCUGCCCUGCCUGCUCCAGAGCCUCCUCCUUACCUCGUUCACGCCUCUUGCCAUGUUGGGUUUACUCCCUGCAGAGCUCGCAGUCUGCUUCCCAAGGACACUGAGCUUCCACAAGCAGGGCCAUGUCUUAUUCUCAGCAUCCACAGCACACAGGACACAGGAGGCCCUGAUCCAUGUCUGUUGGAUGAAUGUGCUGUGGUGCCUUCUCGGAGGCAGCUGCCAUGCUCGGCCCUGCACUGUCUCCCUGCAGCUGUGGGCCCUGCGGGGCGGGGGCGGUCUGAUUUCCUCAGGGCCCAGUACUCAGAAAAGCCUGACAUGCAGUGGCCUCAAUAAAAUGCUACUGUAUUGAG
Messenger RNA from Ceratotherium simum simum (southern white rhinoceros), 3231 nucleotides. RefSeq names its product zinc finger and SCAN domain containing 22 (gene ZSCAN22). Gene Ontology annotation, molecular function: DNA-binding transcription factor activity, RNA polymerase II-specific. Gene Ontology annotation, cellular component: nucleus. The record is from RefSeq and is a predicted model, not a curated record. NCBI's taxonomy places the organism in Eukaryota, Metazoa, Chordata, Mammalia, Perissodactyla, Rhinocerotidae. Gene Ontology annotation, biological process: regulation of transcription by RNA polymerase II.